Messenger RNA from Anthostomella pinea, 474 nucleotides. The record is from the annotation of a GenBank genome assembly. NCBI's taxonomy places the organism in Eukaryota, Fungi, Ascomycota, Sordariomycetes, Xylariales, Xylariaceae.
AUGUUCAUCAAAAACCUCAUCACAGCCGCGUCCGAAGCGGAAAGCCUAGCAAAGGAGGUCAGAAGAAACACAGAGUUCGAAAAUGAAGCCCAGCGCUCUCAGCUGGGCUUUGGCAUUUACACGAGCCCAAGCCCGGGCGAGUACCUUACCAACAUGCCCGGGCAAACCCUAUCAAGCAACAGGUACUGCGUGUUCUACAUGGACAAGGCGCUGUUCAAAGGCAUCUACAGCGCAUGGAUCUCAGAGACCUAUGAGGGCAGUCAGCUCUGGGAGACGCCGGAAGCGACGAUCGCGAAGUACGUGGCGGACGACUCGGGCGUGGACAAGGAGAACGCGCAGCAGACGCUCCGCCUGUCGCCCUUCAACAAUAAACCCCUCGAAGUUGCAGAUGCUGAUCCCGACCUUCCUCGCCAACAACCACGGCGGCCUCAUCACGGCGAAGUGCGCCGCGAAGGUGGACGACCUGCCAACUGA